UCUCUCCUCUCUCUUUCUCUCUCUAGAGGUUUCUUCCUCACCCGGGCAUGUCUUGCCCCGACUGCCUCCACUUCAAAUCAGGACCGUCCGUUCCCUCAGCCACCUUCUUCUCUUCUUGAAUCCAAUCUUCACCGUCGGUUUCGCUUCUUCGCCGGAAAAAAAGAAAUGAAGAAAGGAGGAGCGGUGGCAGAGAAAGUGCACGUCUUGGAGAUCAACCUGAUCUCCGGCCAGGGAUUGCAGGUCCCGUCGGGGACGCUGCGGCGGAUGAAGACCUACGCCGUCGCCUGGGUCGACUCCAGCCACAAGAUCCGGACCCGGGUCGACAAAGUCGGAGCCGAGAACCCGACUUGGAACGAUCGGUUUCUUUUCAAGGUCUCCUCCGAAUUCCUCGCCAGAGAAACCUCCGGGAUCACCGUCGAGAUCUACGCCGUCAGUUCCUUCAAGGACCGCCUCGUCGGCACCGUCCGGUUGAUCCUCAGCAACUUUCUCGACCUAGAUUCCAAGAUGCCGUCGUUCACGGCGCUCCAGGUGCGGCGGCCGUCAGGGAGGUUCCACGGCGUUCUCAACGUCGCGGCGCUGGUGAAUCACGAGUCGGAGUGGUCCAAGGAGCUCGAUGAUGUCUUGGCGAUCGGGUACCAGGAUUUGAUGGGCAAGGGCGAGAGCUUCCGGCGCCGGCGCCGGCGAGACAGCCUGGCUAGGUCGGCGGAGAACUUCUCCGGCAGCGAGUCGAGGGAAACGUCCUCGUGCAACGAGUCGGUGGAGAAUUCGGACAGCGGCGAGUCUACACCGGCGUCUCCGGCGUACAAGUCGCCUUCGAAGCUGACGUCUCCGGCGGCGGUAAAGAGGGCGCUGAAGGAGAUGAACGGCGUGAGGGAUCUAGCGGCGGGAACCAAGGCGUUCAGGACAGCUGUCCCAUCGGACGGCGCGCGCUUCUUGUGCUGCUUGCUCACCACACGGAGGAAGGUUCAGUCAUCGUCGGAUGAGAACGCAGAGAGGUGAAAAAGAUUCACGCAGGCACUGGAGAGAAAUCUGCAGCUCCAAAUUGUGUAUCCCAUAUUUUUAAUUUUCUUUUUUGAAUUUUUUUCCCCUCAAUGCUGCUACCAUUAAUCAGAUUAGUAUUUUAGCUAGCUUCUUUUUACCUAGCCAUGUAUUGAUAAAAAUACUAGUUGGGUAAAUAUCAGAAAAAUGCAAAUGUGCAUGAUUGCCUGGAACUGCUUUACCAGGAGCUUGAACAUGCUUUGAUGUCUAUAUGAGAAGGAUAAUUCU
Molecule: messenger RNA, 1266 nt
Organism: Argentina anserina (silverweed cinquefoil)
Lineage: Eukaryota; Viridiplantae; Streptophyta; Magnoliopsida; Rosales; Rosaceae
Exons: 2
Coding region: 166-999 (277 amino acids)
Biological process (GO): defense response
Source: RefSeq, a predicted model, not a curated record